AAAAAUAAUUUUUUGUUUUGACACAAUUUUAUUUCCUGAAAAUAGCUUGAAAAAUGUCUGGGAAGUCACAGCUAACUCUUCCCGAUGAGGAAUUGGAUUGGAUACAGCUGCGCCAGGACCUGGGACCCGUGAUUGAGGUGGAAACCACCAAGGAAAAGCUACAGCGCAAAAUUAAGGAGAACCCGCUGGUUCCGCUUGGAUGCAUAGCCACUACCGCUGCGCUCACAAUGGGCUUGUAUAAUUUCCGCACUGGCAAUCGCAAGAUGUCCCAAAUGAUGAUGCGCACCCGUAUCGCUGCCCAGGGAUUCACUGUGGCCGCCUUAAUUGUGGGCGUUGUGAUGACCUAUGGCGAAAAGAAAUCCAACUAAUUGAUAUUAAAGAGCAUUAAUCGCAUUAAUAGCAAUUGUAGCUUUAAAACCAAACCUGAAAUCAUGAGCUGUUUUUGUUUUGUAUAAUCUAAAAAAAAAAAAAAAAGUUAGGCGUAAAUAUUAGACACUGUCCGAGGUGCAUAAAUAGAUUAAUAAUGUAUAAAAUGAAGCAUAAUAUAAUUGUAAAGAUGUGUGGGUGAA
Messenger RNA from Drosophila guanche, 569 nucleotides. RefSeq names its product HIG1 domain family member 2A, mitochondrial. NCBI's taxonomy places the organism in Eukaryota, Metazoa, Arthropoda, Insecta, Diptera, Drosophilidae. Gene Ontology annotation, biological process: mitochondrial respirasome assembly. The coding region runs from base 54 to 368 and encodes 104 amino acids. Gene Ontology annotation, cellular component: mitochondrion. The transcript has 2 exons. The record is from RefSeq and is a predicted model, not a curated record.